AUGGGCGACUCACCAGCCUCGACAUCCACAGCCAAGCCGGCGUCAGAGACAAGAAGUAGCAGACAGCCUCCAGUCCAAAGCAGGGCGUCAUCUGGCUCAGCUAUCAGCGCAGCUACACCCAGACGCUCUGCAUUGCGCAGCGACGCGAACAAUGGUACGCCAUCAUCGACGUCCCGAGGUGCGCAUAGCAGCGCCCCAUCCGUUGCCUCACGACUGAGCGGUAGCAACAAAUCAUCGCCGGCACAGCCGAGUGGCAGGACGAGCGUGGGACCGAGGCAACGCGCGACCAGCAUACGCACGAAAGCAGCGAAGGAGGACGCUGGUGCAGCGACGAGCAGCGACGGCCAAGCCUCUUCAGAUGCGGCUGUGUCCCUGCAACACGGUGGCUCGAGCAUCACCAAUGAUGGAUCCACCUUGGCCAACAUCGGCCACGUGGACCAAGAGGCACUCGGAAGAGUCGGUGUGCUGCCGCUGUGGGACAGUGCAUUGAAGCUGUCGGAGGAGGACAAGGCGAAAAACGUCAUUUGGCUUGACAUCGACAACACCCUCUACCGCAAGUCAUCGCGCAUAGCAGAGCUAAUGGCUCAGCGCAUCAGAGCCUACUUUCUGACGCUAGGACUGGAUGAGUCGGAGGCAGAGCGUCUGCACAAACAUUAUUACAGCUCUUACGGCCUGGCUAUCAAAGGGCUCGUCAGGCAUCACAAGAUAGACCCGUUGGAUUAUGACGCCAAGUGCGAUGCCAGCUUGCCGCUCGACGACAUCUUGAAACCGGACGCGGAAAUACAGCAACUAUUGGCCGAUGUGGAUCGUACCAAGACGCGGAUAUGGGCGCUUACGAACGCGUACAAGACCCAUGCUGUGCGGGUGCUUAAGCUGCUGGGUCUGCACGAAUAUAUUGAGGGCGUCAUCUAUUGUGACUAUGCGGUAGACUCAUUUGUCUCAAAGCCGGACAGGGAGUACUACGAUGCCGCCUUGGCCCACGUCGGCACCACCGCAGAGCAGUCCUUUUUCGUGGAUGAUAGUGCGCUCAAUAUACGUGCAGCGCACGACCUAGGGUGGAGGUCAUGCGUGCUGUUCAGCGAAGUUGACGAAGAACCCAUAGAACCAGAGUCUGAUCAAUCCUCAAGCACCCUCACCACAUUCGACACCGGCAUGCUCUUGCCGAAAGCUGCACCAAAUGGCAAUGUGGCGCAGGACAAGACGACUCGCGGAGGUCACUUUGACGAAGAGCUUCUCAAAUCUCAGUUUCGCUCAUUGCCUCAUCAACACCGCGUCAGACUAGUCAGCAUCUUGGUUUCGGCUGCAGAACCUGCAGACUUGGUCGUCCUCAGUCGGCUGAUUGACAGACAUCUCAGGCUCAGCAGAGACAUGAUCUCCUCCCUGCCUGAUCGAAUAAUCACCUCGAUCUUCGAGAAGCUUGAAGUGCGAGAGCUACUGCGAUGCCGACAAGUGUCUAAAAGAUGGCUAGAAAUCGCGGCGAUGCCAGAGCUCUGGCGCUCCCAUGCUAUCGCGCUUACUGAAGCGGAUCCGACGCCAGUGAUUCCUCCUGACCAGCCUGCAGGCUGGGAGCCGCUUGUGCGAGCUUUGUACUGGCGUGAGCGAAAUUGGGCUAGAGGCAUUGCACAAAGAGUGGAUUUAUUCGAGGGCCAUACUGGCUUUGUCACGGCGGUCAAGCGAAAGGGACAAACCUUGGUCACCGGUUCCUAUGACCAGACUGUUCGGAUCUGGGAUCUCACGACAGGCAAAUGCACUAGGAUUUUGCAAGCGAAAGCCAUUGCCUGUCUAGAUUUUCUUCCCGGUGCAAUUCUCUGUGCAGGUUUGUACGACACUGGCAGAAUCAUGGUGUGGGAUAUGCGCACCUGGGAGCUCUUGCACACGCUCACAGGUCACAAUAGAGGCAUCAGAAAUCUUGCGCUUAAUGCGCGCCACCUCGUAACAGUAGGCCAAGACAAGGCGGUGAUUUGUUGGGACUGGCGUACUGGGGAGAAGGUGAUCAGAUGGGGCCAACAGUCAAACGUCUCGCUAGGCGUGUCAAUCGUAGACGACGACAAGAUCGUCGCAUGCACGGUCGACGCAAUCGUCCGCACCUUUUCCAUCAAGAGGCAGCAGAUGAUCGGACAGUUCCAUAUAAGCAAGUUGGGCGGAGACGAUAAGGCGCUCUCCGCCGAGCUGGCUGGGCUAGGCGGAGAUGCGAACAUGCUACAAUGGUUCGCCGCACACCGACGUACGAUCACAGUGGCCAGUCGAGACUCCGUGGUGCACCUCGAAUGGUCCGAGCACAUCGAGCCCCUGGCGGAGGAGGAGUCGCCAAGAAGCACUCCAAUUCGAAGUCGAAAAGAUUCGACACAGAGCACUGCAGGUGGUCGGCCUUCCACGAGUCUGUCCAACUUAAGUCGCUCUCGACGAGAUUCCACGGCGAGCAACGCAUCAGAUGCUACCACCGCGACUUCGGCUCCGAUCAGGCGUGCGUCCGGAGCGCCGGCGUCUCGCUCGCCUGGCGUAGCACGUAGUCCGAGCGUCCUCCAACCGCUCAGCCGAGCAGGAUCCAUCGGCACCCCUUCGCGGCCUGCGCCUACAUCUUCGUCAGACAAGCGUCGCAGUCUCAACAAGACGGUGUCACCUAUGCCAUGGCCAACCCCGCCUGGGGCAUCCUCAAAAGCUGGAUUUCCUGCUUCGCCGUCAUUACCUGCUUUCCCUUCCUCCACAUCCGCUCUUGAGACGCGCGAUGACAUCGGAGGCGAGGCAAAGCGCACCAGGAUAGCGCCUAACCUGACCGUGGCGCCCCAAGUCAUCGAUAUUGUUCGCAUGCCCGAUGGAGCGACAGGAUGCGUGGACCCAGGCAAGAGACGCGUCGUGAGCGCGUGCCGAUUCAGCAGCAGAGCUGGUAGCGACCGCCGCAUCUUUGCGACGACUCUGAGAUUGGAAGGCCGAAGGGAAGAUGAAGAACAGGGCGGUGGGAGGACUGUGGUGCCGCUCGGUGGAGCAUGGCAAGAGCAGGCAGACCUUCUUGCGCAACCCGCUGCGAAUCCAAUGUCCAUCAUCUUAGAUCACGAAAGCUGCGUCGUUGGCACUUCGUCGGGGCUGAUCUACCGCGUCUCCUUUGUGGGCAAUGCAUAUACUCAAGGAUGGGUUGAAGCAGAGUCUUCAAACGGCAAAGCAGACACAGCAGUUUCCCAGCGGGGCAUCGGCGAUACGACGAUCACUGAUCUCGUACAGCUUCGCGAUAUCUGGUCGACCUUGAUGCUGCCAGAGGACAGUCCGGCUGAUCACCCGGGUCGCUUCAAGCCACGAAGGGAUUUGGUUGCUGCCAUGGGUCUGCGAUGA
Messenger RNA from Ceraceosorus guamensis, 3324 nucleotides. RefSeq lists its product as hypothetical. The transcript has 6 exons. The record is from RefSeq and is a predicted model, not a curated record. Gene Ontology annotation, molecular function: nucleotidase activity; protein binding. The coding region runs from base 1 to 3324 and encodes 1107 amino acids. Gene Ontology annotation, biological process: nucleotide catabolic process; pyrimidine nucleobase metabolic process. Lineage: Eukaryota; Fungi; Basidiomycota; Exobasidiomycetes; Ceraceosorales; Ceraceosoraceae.